Eublepharis macularius is the source of this 2494-nucleotide messenger RNA. It is a transcript of the gene PLA2G12A, whose product is annotated as phospholipase A2 group XIIA. Gene Ontology annotation, cellular component: extracellular region. Bases 256 to 834 code for a protein of 192 amino acids. NCBI's taxonomy places the organism in Eukaryota, Metazoa, Chordata, Lepidosauria, Squamata, Eublepharidae. Gene Ontology annotation, biological process: lipid catabolic process; phospholipid metabolic process; arachidonate secretion. The record is from RefSeq and is a predicted model, not a curated record. The transcript is spliced from 4 exons. Gene Ontology annotation, molecular function: A2-type glycerophospholipase activity; calcium ion binding.
CUUUCCCUCCGGGCGUCCAAAGGCCUGCAGCCUCGAGGCGGGGCUGCUGCGGGCUGACGCUGCGGAGAAGUUCCGCCAGACUGUCGAAGUUCCUCGGCCCGAGAGCGCACAGACGCCGACCGGCUGCCAGAGACUCCGCUGGCUCGGCAGGGCGUGCGCGCAUGGAGCCGCUCGCCGGAGACUGACUCGAUCGCGACUGCCAGGGCGCCGAGCAGCCCCGGCGCUCCAGAGCCCUCCGUGCGGGGGCGUCCUGCCAUGACGCUGCGCCGGGCGCUGCUGCCGUUGCUCGUGACCUGCGGCUUGCUGGGGAUGCGGCCGCCGCCCGCCCGUUGCCAGGAGCCGCAGACCCCGGACUGGAGGAUGACGCUGAAGACCAUCCGGAACGGCGUCCACAAGAUCGACACUUACCUGAACGCGGCGCUGGAUCUCCUGGGGGGAGAGGACGGGCUCUGUCAGUAUAAAUGCAGUGAUGGAUAUAAGCCUUUUCCUCGUUAUGGCUAUAAACCUUCACCACCCAACGGAUGUGGCUCUCCCCUCUUUGGUGUUCAUUUUGACAUUGGCAUUCCUUCGAUGACAAAAUGCUGCAAUCAACAUGACAGAUGUUAUGACACCUGUGGGAACCAGAAAAAUGAUUGUGAUGAACAAUUUCAAUAUUGCCUAUCUAAGAUCUGCCGAGAUGUACAAAAGACAUUAGGAAUACCCGAGAGUGUACAAGCAUGUGAAUCAACCGUUCAACUGUUGUUUGAUGCAGUCAUACAUUUAGGAUGCAAGCCGUACCUUGAUAGCCAAAGAGAAGCUUGUAUGUGUCGGUACGAAGACAAGAGAGACCUUUAAAGAUGCUUGCAACAUCAUUCAAGAUCAGUCUUUGUUGCAAGUUGCCCAUUUUAGUUUGUUUUGCAUUUGAUUUGUUACAAAGCUGCUUGAAACAGGCAGUUUUUGUGUCUUCCACUGAAGAGUUUUGGGAAUUUUUUUAUAGCACUUCUUCCCUUCAUUAUCACUGUUGGGUUUGUCCUUCAUUUUUAAGGAUUGUUUGCACACAUCUUUUAAGCUGACACUAAUAUUUUGUCAAUUGGUCUUGGAGUUGUGAUUAUGAUUAUGGAUAAGUGCUGCUCCAAAAUACUGAAACGUCAUAGUAGUAGUGGAGGUGAAUACCCAUAAAAAUGCAUGGGGGGCGGGGAUAGGUCAAGCAUUGGUCCUACCAGCACUCAGUGUCUCUUUAGUGCCUUUUUUAUUGGCAAGCAGGAAAAUCUCAAAAGUUUGUGAGUCCUGCUUGCAAUCUUGUUUUUUUUUUUAAACACGUAAAGCUGCCUUUUACUGAAUCACACUACUGGUCUAUCAAGGCUUGUCUACUCUGACUGCUGCUUGCAAUCUUGUGUCUUAUAUUAGUGUGAUAGUGGACGAUUAGAUCCUCUUCAGUCUGCUAAUAUUCACAGAAUGUUAAAAAUGCUCAGAUGGAUGUUUAAGAAUUACCCAAUGUAAUCAAGGGUAUACUUGACUCCGUUUAUGUAGCAGACUCUCUUCUAAAGCGCCUGUAUAAUUUAAAACCAAAUGUUUGAAAUAUUUUUAAAAGACUUUAGCAAUGUUCAGUGGGUUACUUGUUGGCUUUCUAGAGUGUAUGUGCAAUUUUUCAAGACAACCAAACAAAGCUUUCUUAAAAAACAGAAAGACACAGUUGAAUGUUUAGACACAAAUAUAUUCUAUUCAGUAGAGGCCUCUUAAGACUAUUACUAAAAUAGAAUCUUACUGGCCAGAAUAAAAAAAAAUAGAUUUUUUUCCAGGUAUAAAACAUACUGUUCCUUGUAUUCUAAGUAAGUAUUAACACUAAAUACAAAAUAUUGAACAUAUUUAUCAUAAUUUCUUUUUCUUUUGAGACCUGUGCAAGGUCUAUUUUCAUUUGCUAUUUAAAUAGUCUUAUCUGCACUUUUCCAUUGACCUGUAGAGAGAAAAUUUUUCUAUACAUUUCAUUUUCUUGUCUUCUACAUAUUUUAAAGAAUUGAAGUUACUCCUCAGGAACAGUGGCCACGUUCUAGCUCGAGGUUUCCUGUGACGAAUACUGCAGUUGCAUGCAGACUUAAAGCAUUGUACUGAAUACAGAAUACAUCUGAGUAAACAUGCAUAGAAUUGGGCCUCACAUCCCACUGAAAACAAUAGGACUUUGCAGCUUAAUUUUUUAAAACUGGUUUCAGCAGGAUUUGGUCUUGCCUAACUUUAGCUGGAUCUGAACCAAGAGGCUUUCGUUAUCUUUGAGCUUCAGGUUCAACAGAACUUUUCCCCCAAGAUGUUCUCUCUUUUAUGAAAGGUGAAUUUUUUUUUAUCUCUGAGCCUAACCCUCAAGAAUCUGAACACACACACACACACUACAAGCUAUUAAAUGAAGUUACUUGAACAGUGGCCUGUGAUAUGUUGAUGAAGGAUAAGGGAAUUUUAUAUGUGAAAAUGUGUAAAGUAGAACUGUGUCAGUUUGGUUUUAGAAAAAAUAAAGAGCCAAAGCUGA